This is a messenger RNA of Patiria miniata (bat star), 5429 nucleotides long. RefSeq names its product histone-lysine N-methyltransferase 2C-like. The record is from RefSeq and is a predicted model, not a curated record. Gene Ontology annotation, cellular component: nucleus. Lineage: Eukaryota; Metazoa; Echinodermata; Asteroidea; Valvatida; Asterinidae. The transcript has 6 exons. Gene Ontology annotation, biological process: regulation of transcription by RNA polymerase II. Bases 483 to 4016 code for a protein of 1177 amino acids.
AGCUUGGUGCUCAUUCAACAGACUACACGGACAACACCUCGCAAUUAACAUAGUGCUGGAUAGUUCGUGUAAAUUGCCCAUUGUGACGGUAGUUUGAAGACAUUUUACCAGAAUUCUUGCAUUGUUUGGAUGCAGUUUUGUGGUGAGAAGUGGUGAACAGUUGAUCAACAAUGUAAUAUCGUCCCCAAGGAGUUUGUGUUCAAACGCUUGAAACAUUUUGAUCCAGACUCCAUCACCAGAUAAACCCAGCCAGAACAGGUCCAACCAUUGUGAGUCAUCUGAGGGGAGUUAGAACAAGAUUGUCAUAAUCUCUCACAUGCUCUGGAGCUGGAAACACCCCUACACGCUUAAAUGAUCUGGCCUAAAUAAUAAUAAUCACACUCCGGGGACAUGCUGGAAAUUCAACCCAUAAGAGUUCAUUCAGCCUUAUGAUGAGAUGUGAGAGCUGAACUAGAAGUCAUCUGGAGAGAGAGAGAGAGAGAAUGGAGCCUCCACCGUCAGGCACCAACCACAUUUCAUCACAACCGUACUCCCAGACUUACCCACACGUCCAACAACCUUACGGUCGGGAGCAAGACUUCAGUGGCUAUCCACAGAAGAUGGGUGAUCCAUACUAUAGUUCUCAACGGACUGGUACCACAACUCCUAUCUACCCAACACCCCUGCCUGCCCUGAUUGAACCCAGUCAGAACUAUCCCCCUAGAGGACUAGAUGGGCCUAAGAUUGGAGGGCCACAGUUUGGGUUGACCAGCCCUGGAUAUGGCCAAGGAGGAGGGACUGAAAUGGGCCCUAUGAUGCGAGCAUUAACAGAGGAUGAUAUGUUUAUGCCACAACCUCCUGAGUACCGUUCACCGAUGCAGAACGUUGCUGGUCCGUACGGUCAACCUAUGGGGUAUACUUCCCCUGAUGGAACUCGUACAGGAUAUGGUGCAGGACAAUACCCAAGCCCAUUCAGUCCUGGACAUAGUCCUCGUGCCUCUCAGAUCUACCCGGUCCGUAGCCAUGCUAUGUCACCUAUUGAUAGUGGGUUUGGAGCCAACCCUUCCCAGUAUCACCGACAAACAAGCCAGAGUCCUCACAUGAAUAUGGUUAGUCCGACUGGCCAGAACUCAGUCUUCAACAGAGGCACCGGUGUCACAGUACCCUCGCCUGUUGGAAUGCAAGGACAGAGUAUGUACUCUCAUAGUCCCGGUUCCUCUCAAGGUGGGCGGGGUAACACCCACUUUCCAUUUAGUACAUCCCCAGUAAGCCAGCACACAUCUCCUUUACCCUCUCCCAGUAGCCUACGAUCACCUGGUGUUGUGAACAGCCCACAUAAUCUAGCAACAGCUUCACCAGGUCCAUUUAAUACUCCGUCCAAUCCAAGUCCGGUCAAUGUGCCCAGACCUAUCAAAUCCCCUGUGGCAGCAUUUCAGACCCCAGCCGCUGUUACUCAGUCUGGACACCCUCUUGUGUCCCCCAAAGUCAGACCUGUUGACAAUGGUGACCACAACUCUACUGGAACUCCAUAUGUAGAACUUGUUCACUCGAGGAAUGACACUCAAAAUAAAACUCACUCAUCGAGUAAUCCAAAGUCACCAGAGAGCCCUUACCCAAAGAAGAAAGAAGACAGGUGUAGCAGUGGACAUUUGCCCAAACUAGAAGAGAUGGUUGCAUUUCUUGGCGAGUCUGCUACCCAGGGGAUUUUAACACCAAACGAUAAAGAAAACAGUGAAGAAAAUGGUGAGAAUGAAUCCAAGGAUGUAGCCAAAGUUGACAACAAUUCAGAAACCACAAAGAAAACAAAUGGAGAACAACAACCACCUUCUUGUGUGAUUCAUACAGGGAGCGUUAAGUCUGCAGAAAGACAGCCAGAUAUAUCAAGUGCUAAGCAACAUAUCAUUGUUCAGGAAAACAACAGGUGUAAUCAGGGAAAUGGAAGCCCAAGACCCAACAGCAAAUCACCAAGAACUGACAGAAGUUUCAUAGAUGCCAGUCCCAAGGGUCCUAAGACUAACGGUGAUGUCAGAGAGAGAAGUCCAUUGCCGAGACAACCAACAAAGUCCCCUAAGUCACAAAGAGGAAGUAAUAGCAACAAAGACACCUCCUUUGAUAAUCUUAAUGGUCCCACUGAAAAUGCAAUCACACAGAAAAUAGCCAUGAAUAGUUCAUUGGAUUCAGACACAAGAAGGACCCAGUCACCACAGAGCUUCAAAGUUGCCAAUGACAUCUCCCAGGUUGACAAGAACUCAAUGAAUGUAAACAACCAGCUCAAGCGUAAAUUCUCUGAGACGCAAAAUGACGUCUACCACAACUCCUUCAACAGCUAUCCUAGAAAUGGUGGGCAGUGUGUUACGGCCUACCCACUAACAUACACCCCACCUAACAGCGGUAAAGAGAUAAACCAGUGUGGUCCUAACAGUCCAAGAGGUUCCAAGUCCCCGGCAAGAAAGGCCAAGGAAGAUUUCUCUGAUGGUAAUCCCCGCAAAGUACUAAAAACUUACAGUGGAAAGAAAAAAAGGACUAGUGUAGACAAGCAGGGUAAUGCCAUUGUAUUACCCAGUCCUCUGCUUCCCUUGUCUGUGACCGAUCCCCCAAAGCCAAAAGAAGAGAAGCAGACAAGUUCCGAGGAACUUCCUCCAACCAAUGUUGUUAAAGAAGAUCAAGGUGCUAAUCCACAGACCUCAACAACAGAGACCAUUGCACCACCUAGAAGCAUUACACCAACCUUCCAGAAUCCAAUGACCACUCCUUCAAGCCAACGUACAACUCCUGAGAAGCCUGUCGCGCCUCAUUCACAAAAGGCUCCUCCCAGUACCCCAACAGGCCAAGCUAUAUCUGAUGAUCCAUCAACCCCUACUCCUACUAAAAGGCGAGGUAGACCACCAGGCAGUAAAAACAAACCAAGAAAAGAAGGUGACACCACAAAACCCAGAAAGAAACCCGUCAAGAAGAAUUUUGACAUGAGUUUGGAAGUCAAAGAUGAACUUGGAAAAUUCAAACACCUCAAGUCAUCUGUGAAAGGCAGAAGUUCAGAUUCUCCGGUUCCACAGCAUGCCCGAGCUCGUGGUCCCAUACUAAGAAUAACUGGUACCCGUGACAAUCCUGUCUCUAGUAAGAUUGUGAACAAUCCAGAUGCAUUGGCAACAAGUGCUUCGGUACCAAGUAAAAAACGUGGGUCAAAGCAUGACAAGACCUCCAACAAAAACAUUCAGAGCGUGAGUCGAGCUCCUCUAGGACCUGCUACUAAACAAUCUCUGACUGUUAAUAAUCCAACGGGACCAUGGCUAUGUGCACUGUGUGGCAAACCUGCUAACUAUGACUCCUUAGGAGAUCUGUAUGGUCCAUAUUACCCUCCUGGAUACCAGAUUCCUAUUCUCAGUCCACAAAGUACUCAUGAAAAAACUAAAAGUGUUGUUGCUGCUGCAGCCAGCAAGAAGCAACAACAACAUGUCAGGACAAACCAAAAGGGCAAAUUAAAAGCCAAAGUCUCACCCAUCCCUAAAGCUGCCAGGACAUCUAAGGUGUCGUCCAAAGGGAAAGCAUCAAGAACAACCUCAGCACAGCGUCAACGCAAAUACUCAGAUGAGGCAGAAUAUUUCAUGUUCUUGGAAGAGGCAACUACGUCAUCAGGUCGAGUGUCCAAGACACCAAAGAGAAUGACUUAUGAGAUCUCCAAGGUAACCAGCCAUCGUGGGGGUAAUCGAAGGAGGAAAUCAAGUGAAGUUGAAGACAGGGGACCAUGUGAUCCUAAUGAGUAUUGGGUUCAUGAGGAUUGUGUUAUAUGGACCCAUGGUGUAUAUGUUGUUGGAGGAACUCUGUAUGGACUAGCUGAAUCAAUCAAAGCUACACAAACAGUGGCGUGCUUUGAGUGUAAAGAUAAAGGUGCUUCACUCGGUUGUAUGAGUAAAGGUUGCAAGAAGACUUAUCACUACGUCUGUGCUGUUCAAGCUGAGUGUCAACUACAAGUGGACAAUUACUCCAUGAUCUGCCCUCAACACAAGGACAAAGUUGUAAAAAUGAAAGAUUUGACAUGAUACCCAGAGGAGUAGCAUCAAAGCUUGAUCUUUACACAGCGUUUCUGCAUCCUGUUUCAUGGAGUGCCAGGUAGCAUGACCUCUGACGUCAGGUGACCUUUGAACUGGUAGUAUGGUGACAUCAUGCUUUAUAUGUAGUUAGCUACCGUAAUUGUAUGGUAAUAUCAUUGCUGUAUAUGUUCUACUUUGCUCCGGUGAACCUGUGUGAAGAUUUCAAGGCGUUUCGUGCAGAAACCAAUCUGGGGAUUGGUUGUUUUGAAAAUUUUUGAAAGCCUUGUUCAUAAACAAUUUGUAAAAUAAUUGUUCUACCAUAGAAAAUUAUCAAUCACAAAUGGUGAUUUCAUAAAAAAAAACUAUUUAUGUUUCAUUCGUGGAGAUCAUAGAAGUGUGAUUACUUUGUAUUUAGUUUGUUGCAGUACACAUUUGGUAGAGUGAGAUACAUGUAGUAGCAUUGAACAAGUUCUAGCACAGAUGUGUCUGACUGUGCUUGAAUUCUGUGGACACUUUUACCACAGAACCGUUAUUAUUCCUCAGUUUGUUUCUGCUUGAGUGCGUGAUGAGUGAUUAUUUGCAGAAUGAGUUUGUUGCAAAUCAAAGAAUAAAAAGCCAGCUCGUACCAAGCAUUGAAAAUAGCGGGACCAUUUUAAUCAGAGCUGAAUGUCUGAAAAUUCAUUGGGGUAAUUUUAAUCUUUAAAAAUAGGCUCAGAAGUUCUGGAAACUGUUUUUGAUUCAAAAAUUCAAAAGAAAGAAAUAUAAUCAUUAUUUAGAAAGGAAGUCUUUUUUUUACUAUCACAAAAAAUCUGUCUUUACUCACCUCAUAAAAGAAACUUAUAAAAUAAGCUUUCCUUUUGUUAUCCUGUUUUUGGGUUAUAGCCACAUUCUCUUCCAUUUUUGUAAAAAUAUUAUUGGAAGUCUUCCCAUCAGAAAUUACAAAGAAAAGUAAUACCGUAGAAACAAGACAUACCCAGUGGACACAUGGCUUAAACAUCCAAUUUUGGAUCCAAACUGGCUAUCCCCUUUUUGAAGAAGUGUGUUUAUAUCUUAACAUAAUGGACGUAAUUAAAUGUGUAUAUUGUGAUGGAACAUCAACAUUCACAAAUUCAUUAUCUGUGUAUGCCAAACUGAAACCAAUUCACUGAUGUAUAAUACAGAUGCCGUCUUUUAGGUUAUAGUGGAUGAUUUUGGCCAGCAGUUUCUUUUGGAUGGACAAAAUUACAUGUACAUGUUGAUUAACAUAUCAAAUGGAAAGUAGUUCAGCCAGCCACAAUGAAACUAGAAGUCUGCACCUAACCUAACUUCAGAUGACAUGUUAAAGGAGUUAACAAUUCAUAAGAUGGAAUGAGUUUACCGGUACAUUAUGGAAAGGCCAUAUUUUACCGAGCGAUAAUAUUCAAUCCAUUUCACAAUUUAAAG